AUGGGAUUUGGGAGUCCAAAGUAUACACCUCAACCCCUGCAUCACAUCUUCUCGGCGGUACUAGUAUUCUUGCAUGGAAUCCGACAUGCCCGAUCGGUCAUCGCAGACCUCUACGCGGUUGAAGAAAUCGAAGACAUUAUGGAAACGUUCUCUCAGGCUUCUGCCGUCACGGUUGAACGACGGCUCGCGGCAACUCGAUGCCUGGAAGAAUACAAACGCCUAUUGGAGCCAGUGAAGCAGGAUUAUCUGACCUACACCACCUCUAGACAAAGUCUCGGGGACAAUAUCCAUGGCAACGCAAACUCCACGCUCGGUGACUUGAAUGCACCAGAAGAUUCGGGACGCUACAUGACUGCGUUCUUUGAAUCCGUCGUCCACAUGCCGAACGAACACUUCCACAUCUUCGACGAGACUAUGCCUCUUGACUGGGAUUCAGGAUUCAACCUUGAGACGCCAGCUGCUUACGAAUGA
Exophiala spinifera is the source of this 471-nucleotide messenger RNA. RefSeq lists its product as uncharacterized. NCBI's taxonomy places the organism in Eukaryota, Fungi, Ascomycota, Eurotiomycetes, Chaetothyriales, Herpotrichiellaceae. The record is from RefSeq and is a predicted model, not a curated record. The transcript has a single exon. Bases 1 to 471 code for a protein of 156 amino acids.